Molecule: messenger RNA, 3596 nt
Organism: Zea mays
Lineage: Eukaryota; Viridiplantae; Streptophyta; Magnoliopsida; Poales; Poaceae
Product: Protein NRT1/ PTR FAMILY 2.9
Exons: 3
Coding region: 1409-3178 (589 amino acids)
Biological process (GO): transmembrane transport
Cellular component (GO): membrane
Molecular function (GO): transmembrane transporter activity
Source: RefSeq, a predicted model, not a curated record
CUUUUGAAUUAUUGUAAUACUAACAUAUAUAGUCAGUGACCAACCAUCAUGUGGCCGAUCGAUCAUCAACCGCAAACUGACGACGAUGUCUGACCAGUUUGCUUAAAUUCUAGCUGACUCGAAGGAAUCUCGAGUAUGUAAGCGGCGGAGCAAAUUGCAAAUACAUAAUAUAUCUGCACAUUGGAAGAACGCACGCAUCAACUCUCUGCAGGGUCGUCGUCGACUGGAGCUGGAGCACACGUUAGGCAAGACGUACUGUUCGACACAUAGCUUUUCGAGAGAGGGACAGUAGAGGAGGGUGCAAAAGGAUACGGUGGCAUCGCUUUGCGUGUUUCCAUUCCAUGUGCCAGCCUAGGAACCGAACCGAACCUCCUCUCAGCAGCUACUCUCUCUCUCUCUCUCUCUCUCUCACUCACGCUCACUGCUCACUGGACUGGACGCAGCCAUGCUAACAACUUCUUCUUCGCUCUCGCCGUCUGUCUGCUCCGGGUCUGCUGCAACAACUGCCAGUACGUGCCCCCACGAUCACGAUGAGCCGUGAGCGCGCGCCUAACCGCUCUGGUCCAAUCAUCCGGAGGGAGGGCCCCCAACUUGUCACGUCCGUUCGGGGUGUUUGGGCUGGAAAGGUCAAUGCCACUGCUCCCCCUCACGCUGUCUGUUUUUUUGUUCCCACCUUUGAAUUCCCCACUCUUUCUUCUUGGUUUCUCGGCAGAGGAGACGACAGUGAGAUCAGGAUUUCAGUGUUUCAAAACAUCAAGUAAGCAAUGAAACUGUUACAAAAAAAAAUUAAGUAUUGGUGACCACUACCAGCGAUGACGACGGCGGCACGGCACUACUCGGCCACUCACUCACUCACUUCCCCUGCCAGGAAUUUCGCCUUGCGUUGGACUCAAAGGCACCCUCUCCUUGCCAACCUAACAGCGACCCGUGAGUGACCACACCAAGACUCCCUCCCCGUCCAUACGCGCAAGCGCAAUGCAAGCCAGCAGCUAUGAUGGACGCAGAUCGGGCCCACCAACCAGGUCGCUUUGGAAGGUUGGGGUGGGUGGGGAGAGCGAGGAAGUGAAGACGAAGACGACCAAAGGCACCAGGGAUCUGGAUGUAAUAAAAGAUUAAGCCAGGGUGUUGGACCCCGUGACUGAUCUCUGACUACGACGCCGCACUGCCUGCCUGAGUGCCUGGGUGGAGCGGAGGUGGUGGGAUAAUGGAUUGGGGAGGCCUUUUUAUAGACCGGUAGGCAUGAUGCUCUUCUCAUUACUGACAAGCGCCAGAGCAGAGAGGGAGAGAGAGAACACACAAGGGGAGGGGUGGGGAAGGGAAGGGAAGGGAGGCGCACUCGUCCCGUCUGGUAUCGUCUCCCCCGGCAGUGAAGGAGUAGAAGGAAGGAGAGUAGGAGUAGGAGGGGAGAAUGCGUGUCGGCGGCGGGCGGGACGACGACGACGAGGUGUCCCGGAAGCUCAAGAGCAUGGACGUGGACAAGCUGGAGAACGGCGGCGGGGAGGAGAGCCCGCGGCCCGCCGUCAAGUACCACGGCUGGAAGGCCAUGCCGUUCAUCAUCGGGAACGAGACGUUCGAGAAGCUGGGGACGCUGGGCACGUCGGCGAACCUGCUGGUGUACCUGACGCAGGUGUUCCACAUGCGGAGCGUGGACGCGGCGACGCUGCUCAACGGGCUCAACGGCACCACCAGCCUCGCCCCCAUCAUCGGCGCCUUCCUCUCCGACGCCUACCUCGGCCGCUACCUCGCGCUCGCCAUCGCCUCCGUCGCCUCCCUCAUCGGCAUGUUCCUGCUGACGAUGACGGCCGGCGCGAAUAGCCUGCACCCGCCGGAGUGCAGCGUGGGCGAGACCUGCGAGAAGGCGACGUCGUACCAGUUCGCGGUGCUCUUCGUGGCCUUCGCGUUCCUGGUGCUGGGCUCGGCGGGGAUCCGCCCCUGCAGCAUGCCCUUCGGCGCCGACCAGUUCGACCCCAACACGGAGUCUGGCAAGCGCGGCAUCAACAGCUUCUUCAACUGGUACUACUUCACCUUCACGGCCGCCAUGAUGAUCUCCGCCACCGUCAUCAUCUACGUGCAGAGCAACGUGAGCUGGCCCAUCGGGCUGGGCAUCCCCACGGCACUCAUGUUCCUGGCAUGCGUGCUCUUCUUCAUGGGCACGCGCCUAUACGUGCGGGUGACGCCCGAGGGGAGCCCCUUCACCAGCGUCGUGCAGGUGCUAUCAGCCGCGCUCAAGAAGCGGUCGCUGAAGCAGCCCAAGGACCCGAAGCAGGACCUCUUCGACCCGCCGCACACCAGCGCCAUCGUCACCAAGUUGGCGCACACGGACCAGUUCCGCUGCCUCGACAAGGCGGCCAUCGUGGCAUCCCCGGACGAGGUGCGUUCCGGCGGCGGCGCGCCCGCGGACCCCUGGAGGCUCUGCAGCGUGCAGCAGGUGGAGGAGGUCAAGUGCCUCAUCCGCAUCGUGCCCGUCUGGUCCACGGGGAUCAUCUACUACGUCGCCGUGGUGCAGCAGUCCACGUACGUGGUGCUCUCGGCGCUGCAGUCCGACCGCCACCUCGGCCGCGCCGGCUUCCAGAUCCCCGCCGCGUCCUUCACCGUCUUCGCCAUGCUCGCGCAGACGCUGUGGAUCCCCUUCUACGACCGCCUCCUGCUGCCCAAGCUCCGGAAGAUAACGGGCAAGGAGGAGGGGUUCACGCUGCUCCAGCGCCAGGGCAUCGGCAUCGCGCUCUCCACUGUCGCCAUGGUCAUCUCGGCCAUCGUCGAGGACCGGCGCCGUGCCAUCGCGCUCAGCCAGCCGACGCUCGGCACCACCAUCACUGGCGGGGCGAUCUCGGCCAUGUCCAGCCUGUGGAUGGUGCCACAGCUCAUGAUCCUGGGGCUGUCGGAGGCCUUCAACCUCAUCAGCCAGAUCGAGUUCUACUACAAGGAGAUCCCGGAGCACAUGCGCAGCGUGGCCGGGGCGCUCGCCUUCUGCAACCUGGCGCUCGGCAACUACCUCAGCGGCUUCCUGGUUACCAUCGUGCACCGGACGACGGGGUCCGGGCAGAACUGGCUGGCGCAGGACCUCAACAAGGGCCGCCUCGACCUAUUCUACUGGACCAUCGCCGGAAUCGGCGUCUUUAACUUCAUCUACUUCGUCAUCUGCGCCAGGUGGUACAGGUUCAAGGGGGCCAGCAACUGAUCCGCCGAGGUAACCGUCGUCUCACGAUCACGACGAGUGCGGGCAUGAAUGGGACUCAGCUCUAUGCGGUCCUGAUGGCAGUUUGCUUGGUGGCUUGGGUAAUUAUGUUAUGGCCUUGGCAGAGCAACAGGAAAAAAAAGGGGCCUUAAAAUAAGGUCAUGAUAAUUAUUUUGUAUCUACCAUAGUAGUUGUUUGAUAUCGACGCCUCUCUCUCUCUCUCUCUCUCUCUCUCUCUCUCUCUGUUAUUACUUUAUAUUUUUGUUACUGUCCUUUCAUUUGAAUCUAUAGGAUGGUCAAAGUGGCUGAUGAAAGAGGAGAAAGAAACAAAACAGUUGGUUUCUUGUUACUUGUAAGUGGUUAAACUGAAAUACAAAUGGAUGUAAGAUUGAAUGAAAGCUUUAGCUCAGUUACCAGAUUA